Pygoscelis adeliae (Adelie penguin) is the source of this 1965-nucleotide messenger RNA. It is a transcript of the gene FGFR4, whose product is annotated as fibroblast growth factor receptor 4. Bases 1 to 1965 code for a protein of 654 amino acids. Gene Ontology annotation, cellular component: plasma membrane. Gene Ontology annotation, molecular function: fibroblast growth factor binding; fibroblast growth factor receptor activity; ATP binding. The transcript is spliced from 13 exons. Lineage: Eukaryota; Metazoa; Chordata; Aves; Sphenisciformes; Spheniscidae. Gene Ontology annotation, biological process: protein phosphorylation; positive regulation of cell population proliferation; fibroblast growth factor receptor signaling pathway. The record is from RefSeq and is a predicted model, not a curated record.
AUGUGGAGGUCCGACGAGCUGUUUGAGAGCCCGCUGCUGGAGUCAGAAGAGGAACAUCUCCUGCUGGACCCAGGCAAUGCGUUGAAGCUGUACUGUGAUGCCAACCAGAGCGGUGCCAGCGUGGUCUGGUACAAGGAGUCCCGGCCGCUCGUCCCGGGGGGUCGUAUCCGUCUCCGGCAGAGCCUGCUGGAGAUCUCGGAGGUUGCCUAUGAGGACUCAGGACUCUACGUGUGCCGGGCACGGGAAACUGGGGAGAUCCUGCGUAACUUCACCAUCUCCAUCGUGGACUCACUGGCGUCAGGUGAUGACGAUGAAGACAGUGAUGGGGACGGUCCCCACGGAGACCGAAGUGAGCCUGUCUACGUGCACAGAGCUCCUUACUGGACUCACCCGCACCGGAUGGACAAGAAGCUGUACGCAGUCCCCGCGGGGAACACGGUGAAGUUUCGCUGUCCGGCCUCGGGCAGCCCCAGCCCCAGCAUUCGCUGGUUCAAGAAUGGGCGCGAGUUCCGGGGGGAGCACCGCAUCGGGGGCAUCCGGCUCCGGCACCAGCACUGGAGCCUGGUGAUGGAGAGCGUGGUGCCCUCCGACCGCGGCAACUACACCUGCCUGGUGGAGAACAGGUUUGGCAGCAUCCGCUACAGCUACCUCCUGGAUGUGCUGGAGAGCUCCCCGCACAGGCCCAUCUUGCGGGCGGGGCUGCCCGCCAACACCACGGCCCUGGUGGGCAGCGAUGUGGAGUUCUUCUGCAAGGUCUACAGCGAUGCCCAGCCCCACAUCCAGUGGCUGAAGCACAUCGAGGUGAACGGCAGCAGCUACGGUCCCGACGGGGUCCCCUACGUGCAAGUGCUCAAGACUGCAGACAUCAACAGCUCCGAGGUGGAGGUGCUAUACCUGCGCAACGUCUCCGUGGAGGAUGCUGGCGAGUACACCUGCCUGGCAGGGAACUCCAUCGGCCUCUCCUACCAGUCUGCCUGGCUCACCGUGCUGCCAGAAGAGGAGCUGGUGCGGGAAGCCGAAGCCCCCGAGGCCAAGUACACGGACAUCAUCAUCUACACCUCGGGCUCGCUGGCUGUGGCCAUGGCCGCCAUCAUCGUGGUGCUGUGCCGGAUGCAGACUCAGUCAAGCAAGCAGCCCCUGGAGCCCAUGGCAGUCCACAAGCUCUCCAAAUUCCCACUCAUCCGACAGUUCUCCUUGGACUCCAGCUCCUCCGGGAAGUCCAGCACGUCCCUGAUGCGCGUCACUCGUCUCUCCUCCAGCUGCGCCCCGAUGCUGGCUGGGGUCAUGGAGCUGGACCUGCCCCUCGAUGCCAAGUGGGAGUUCCCCCGAGACAAGCUGGUGCUGGGCAAGCCCCUGGGGGAAGGCUGCUUUGGCCAGGUGGUGCGGGCAGAGGCUUAUGGCAUCGACAGAGACCGGCCAGACAGAGCUGUCACCGUGGCUGUGAAAAUGCUGAAAGACAACGCCACGGACAAGGACCUGGCUGACCUCAUAUCUGAGAUGGAGAUGAUGAAGCUCAUGGACAAGCACAAGAACAUCAUCAACCUCCUGGGAGUCUGCACGCAGGACGGGCCACUGUACGUGAUCGUGGAGUUUGCUGCGAAGGGCAACCUGCGCGAAUACCUCCGCGCCCGCCGCCCCCCGACACCCGACUAUGCUUUUGAUGUCACGGCGAUGCCCGAGGAGCAGCUCUCUUUCAAGGACCUGGUCUCCUGUGUCUACCAGGUGGCCCGUGGCAUGGAGUACCUGGAGUCCAAACGGGUAGGGCUGGCACAGCCAGCGCGGGCUGCCUGUGCUCAGCACAGCCCGGGGAGGGGCAAGUACCUGGACCUCUCCAUGCCCUUCGAGCAGUACUCGCCUUCCUGUGAGGACACCGCCAGCUCCUGCUCCUCCGACGACUCCGUCUUCACCCACGACCCGCUGCCACUGGCUCCUCACCUCUUCUCCUACCCCAGCGUGAGGACUUAA